AUUAUUAUUAUGCGCAGUAGCCACAAAGAACAGAGAAUGGUUCUUUAUUGUAGGAGCGCACUGUGCAGGUCUGCUCAUUCGAUGUGAGUUGGCCGUUGCGUGAAAACGCCCAUGAGUACCACAGGGUUCGGGCGUGGAUCUUUAAGAGCGUGUGGAGAGGGGUGUUCCAGUGUGCUACCACCAUAAACAUCCCGUUUCUCGCGUCACUCUAUCACAAAACGUGAAUUCAUAACCUGGAUGAUACCAUCAACUCCAUCACUGAGACGUAGCUCUCAUCGUCUGGAAUAUUCUUUCUUGCAUUCUCUGAUAUUUAAAUAAUCAUCCGAACGAUUGUCUUUGGAUUUAAUGGCAUUUACAAAAAUAGAGGAGAUAAAGGAUUUAUCGAAUUUGGAGUAUUGAAACAGGUGCCGGAGCAAGUGCAGGUGGUGGAGCCGCAGUAAAAGGAAAGGCGCCACUAGCAGUAGACGAAUUCGCACAGGCUCAACCAGACCUUGAUACAGACGCAAGUGCCGGGAUGUCUGUAGGAGGGUCAGUGGGCGGUGAUCUACCAUCAGCUUCUGUUGGAUUCGGCUUACCAUCAGCAUCACUCUCUGUCGGGGGGAGUGGUAAUGCUGGUGCCGAUGCUUCAGCAGGAGCUGGUGUUGGUCUAAGCGGAGACGCUCCGUCAGCCAAAGUUGACCUGGGAGGAGCAGGAGAUGUAGAUAUGGAUGUUGGAGGAAGAGGCGAUGCCAGUCUAAACGUCGAUGCACCACACAUUCAUGCUGGCAAAAAAGGGAAGGGCUCAUUACCAAGAGGAGUCUUCAAAAAGAAAGGAGGUGCAGCAGCCAAAGGAGACAUCAGUGGGGAUGCUUCUUUACCAGAUGCAGAUGUUUCACUGAACCUUGGAGCCAAAUCAAAACGACGGAAGAGGAAGAGGCCAGGUUUUUUUGCAAAAUUGGGAUUCGGUGGUGAUUCAUCAUCGUCGUCCAGUGACUCGUCUGAUGAUGAGGGUGAAGGAAACAUAAAACUAAAAGGACCCAAAUUUGGAGGAGGAAUUUCUGGUGAUGCCAAAAUGGAUGCUGAUUUACCGCAAGGUGGUGCCUCUGCUGGACUUGAUAUUGAUGCUCCAAGUGGAAAUAUUGGUGCAUCAUUACCAUCCGGUGAUGCAUCAUUGGAAGUCAAACCAGAAGUGGAUGCUUCAGUCAAAAUGGGAAAACCAAAAAAAUCAAAGAAAGGAUUUGGAUUUGGAUUCUCCUUGCCAUCACCCAAGUCCAGUGGAUCAGGCAAUGCAAACAUUGGUGGUGGGGUGAAGGGAGAAGUUCCAAGUGGUGAUGUAUCCAUAGGUGGAGGACCAGACAUUGGAGGAGGAAUCGGUGGUGGUAUUGGGGGUGAUGUCGGUGUUGAUGUAAAUGGAUCAGAUGCAAAUGUAGGCCUUGAGGGAGAUGCUGAUGUAGAUAGAAAAGGAAAGGGAAUUAAGUUUGGUUUCAAAAUGCCAUCAUUCGGUGGAAAGGUGAAGAGUCCAAAGGCAGAUGUAAAAGCUGGUUUACCAUCGGGAGAUUUGGAUAUGAAAGGAGAUUUGCCAUCUGGAGAUAUUGGAGGGGGAAUUGGAGGAGGACUCAAAGUUGAUGCUGAUCUACCAUCUGCAGGCAUAAACAUUGGAGGUGAUGGGCCAUCAGCUGGUGUUAAUGUAGGAGGAGAUAUUGAUACUCCUAAAGGUGGAUUAGGACUUGGAGGGGGAGGAGGCAUAGAUAUCAAUGCUCCUAAAGUAGGCAUCAAAGCAGGUGGUGAUGCCAAUCUUACAUCAGGGGGAGUCGGUGUGAACAUACCAUCUGGAGGAAUUGAUGCUCCUAAAGGAAGCUUUGGUCUUGGAGGCAUUGAUGCAGGUGGGAGCAUUGGUGGUGGAGUUGAUGUACCUUCAGCAGACCUCAAGGCUGGUGGAGAUGUAAAGAUGCCAGAAGGAAGCAUGGGACUUGGUGGAAGAGGGGAUAUUGGAGGUAAAUUACCAUCUGCUGGUGUCAACAUUGGAGGUAUUGGAGGUGGUUUAGGUGGCGGAAUGGACAUGCCAUCUGGAGACCUCAAGGCUGGUGGAGAUGUAAAGUUGCCUGAAGGAAGCAUAGGACUUGGUGGAGGAGGGGAUAUUGGAGGUAAAUUACCAUCUGCUGGUGUCAACAUUGGAGGAGGUUUUGGAGGUGGUUUAGGUGGCGGAAUGGACAUGCCAUCUGGAGACCUCAAGGCUGGUGGAGACGUAAAGAUGCCUGAAGGGAGCAUGGGACUUGGUGGAGGAGGGGAUAUUGGAGGUAAAUUACCAUCUGCAGGUGUCAACAUUGGAGGAGGUAUUGGAGGUGGUUUAGGUGGUGGAAUGGUCAUGCCAUCUGGAGACCUCAAGGCUGGUGGAGAUGUAAAGAUGCCCAAAGGGAGCAUGGGAUUUGGUGGAGGAGGGGAUAUUGGAGGUAAAUUACCAUCUGCAGGUGUCAACAUUGGAGGAGGUAUUGGAGGUGGUUUUGGUGGCGGAAUGGACAUGCCAUCUGGAGACCUCAAGGCUGGUGGAGACGUAAAGAUGCCCGAAGGGAGCAUAGGACUUGGUGGAGGAGGGGAAAUUGGAGGUGAAUUACCAUCUGCUGGUAUCAAAAUUGGAGGAGGUAUUGGAGGUGGUCUAGGUGGCGGAAUGGACAUGCCAUCUGGAGACCUCAAGACUGGUGGAGAUGUGAAGAUGCCCAAAGGAAGCCUAGGACUUGGUGGAGGAGGGGAUAUUGGAGGUAAAUUACCAUCUGGAGGAGUAAAGAUAGGUGGAGAUACAGACAUUCCAUCAGGAGGCAUUGGUAUAAAAGGAAGCCUUGGAGGAGCUGGAGAUGUAGGUGCUGAUUUACCCUCUGGUGGUAUAGAAAUGAAAGGAGACGUAGAUGGUCCUUCCUUGCCAUCAGGUGGGAUCGGAAUCGGAGGCAAGGUUGAUGCUCCAGAUGCGGACUUUGAUAUGGAUCUUGGAGUAAAACCAAAGAAGAGAAAAAAGAAAGGUGGGUUUAGUUUCAAGUUCCCUAAAUUUGACUUCAACUUUGGCGGUGGAGGAGAUGCUAAAAUGGAGGCUGAUUCUGAUCUCAAGGCUGGAGCUGAUGUUGACAUUGAUACCCCAAAGCUUAAGGGAGAUGUCGAUGCAGGAGGGAAAAAGAAGGGAAAGUUUGGAUUCGGCUUCAAAGGACCCAAGUUUGGAGGUGAUGGUGGAGCUGGGGUUGAUGCAGAUCUUGAUGUUGCCAAGCCUGAAGUUGAUGUUAAUGUAAAAACUGCCAAACCAAAGGUCGGUGGAGACAUUGACCUGCCAUCUGGAGGAGUUGGAUUAAAUAUUGGAGGAGGAAUUGAUGGUGGAGUUGAUGGUGACUUUAAAGCACCUUCUGGGGGAAUAGGAGGUGGUCUUCAAGGGGGAGCUGGUAUUGGUGUCAAGGGUCCAGAUCUUGAUAUUGCCACUCCCGAAGCUGAUAUCAACAUCAAAUCUGCGAAACCUGACAUCAAUAUGGGAGGAAGUGCAAAAUUGCCAUCAGGAGGAGUAGGAAUCGAUGUUGGAGGUGGCAUCGGUGGAGGAAUAGGAGGUGGUACUGGAGAAAUAGACAUUGAUGCCAAAGGUCCAGAUGUUGACAUAAAAGGACCAAAAGUUGAAGGUGAUAUUUCUGACCCCGACCUAGAUAUAGAUGGACCAGACCUUAACAUCAGUGGAAGUGGAAAGAAAAAAAGUAAAGGGUUUGGAUUUGGACUGAAAAUGCCAAAGUUUAAUGCACCUAACUUCAGUUUUGGUGGUGGUGGCAAAGGUGAUAUUGAUGUGGGUGGAAAUGUGAAUGUUGACAAACCUGAAGCUGAUAUCGACAUUAAGACUGAAAAGCCCGACAUUGGAGGAGGAAUUGGUGGAGGGUUGAAUAUUGAUGCCAGUGGAGAUGCAGAUCUUCCAUCAGGAGGAGUUGGCUUAGAUGUCAGUGGUGGGGCAAAAGGUGGCAUUGAUGCUGACCUACCAAAAGGAGAGAUAGAUGGACCUGAUGUUAGUGUGAAGGGUCCAAAAGUAAAAGGACGAGGCAGUGGAAAGAAAAAGCACAAAGGUUCAUUUGGAUUUGGCAUUAAAAUGCCCAAAUUCCAUGGGUUCGGAGGUCAUGGUAAAGGGGACGUUGAUGUCAAUGCAGGUGUUGAUAUUGAUGCACCUGAAAUAGAUGCCAAACUAAAAGCCGAGGGACCAGAUAUUGGAGGUGGACUGGAUGGAGGAGCAGGAAUUGGAGGAGGAGUUGAAGGUGGGAUAAAUGUUGAUGGCAAAGGCCCAGAUGCUGAUCUUUCGAUUGGAGGUGCUGGUGCUGGUGUUGAGGGACCAACAGUUGAAGGUGAUAUCUCGAGUCCAGACCUAGAUGUAAGUGGACCUGAUCUUGACAUCAGUGGAAAGAAGAAGGGCAAAGGCGGAUUUGGAUUCGGCUUGAAAAUGCCCAAAAUUCAUGGACCAAAUUUCGGAUUUGGAGGCAAAGGUGAUAUUGAUGUAGAUGCAGAUGUCGAUGUCCCCAAACCUGAAGCUGAUAUCAAAGUGAAGACUGGCAAGCCUGAUAUUGGAGGAGUAGACCUACCUUCCGGAGAAGCUGGAUUAGAUGUUGGAGGAGGAAUUGGCGGAGGACUUAACAUUGAUGGUGACGGACCUGAUGUUGACAUUAAAGGGCCAAAAGUUGAAGGUGACAUCUCGGGUCCAGACCUCGAUGUAAAUGGACCUGAUCUCGACAUUGAUGGAAAGAAGGGUAAAGGUGGAUUUGGCUUUGGAUUGAAAAUGCCCAAAUUUGGAUUUGGAGGUGAUGGCAAAGGUGAUAUUGAUGUUGAUGCAGAUGUCGAUGUCCCCAAACCUGAAACUAAUAUAAAAGUGAAGACUGGCAAGCCAGAUAUUGAAGGAGGAGUAGAUCUGCCUUCUGGAGGAGCUGGAUUAGAUGUUGGAGGAGGAAUUGGUGGAAAGAUCGGAGGGGGACUUAGUAUUGAUGGCGAUGGACCUGAUGUUGACAUUAAAGGGCCAAAAGUUGAAGGUGAAAUCUCGGGUCCAGACCUCGAUGUAAGUGGACCUGAUCUCGACAUUGAUGGAAAGGAGGGCAAAGGUGGAUUUGGCUUUGGAUUGAAAAUGCCCAAAUUCGGAUUUGGGGGUGAUGGCAAAGGUGAUAUUGAUGUAGAUGCUGAUGUCAACGUUGUCAAACCUGAAGCUGAUAUCAAAGUGAAGACUGGCAAGCCUGAUAUUGGAGGAGGAGUAGACCUGCCUUCUGGAGAAGCUGGAUUAGAUGUUGGAGGUGGAAUUGGAGGAGGAAUUGGCGGAGGACUAAACAUUGGCGGGGAAGGUCCUGAAGUCGACAUGAAAGGGCCAAAAUUUGAAGGUGACAUAUCGGGCCCAGACCUUGAUGUAAGUGGACCUGAUCUUGACAUUGGUGGAAAGAAGAAGGGUAAAGGCGGAUUUGGCUUUGGAUUGAAAAUGCCUAAAUUCGGAUUUGGAGGUGAUGGCAAAGGUGAUAUUGAUGUAGAUGCAGAUGUUGAUGUUGCCAAACCAGAAGCCGAUAUCAAAGUGAAGACUGGUAAGCCUCACAUUGGAGGAGUAGAUCUGCCUUCCGGACAAGCUGGAUUAGAUGUUGGAGGAGGAAUUGGAGGAGGGAUUGGCGGAGGACUUAACAUUGAUGGUGACGGACCUGAUGUUGAUAUUAAAGGGCCAAAAGUUGAAGGUGACAUCUCGGGUCCAGACCUCGAUGUAAGUGGACCUGAUCUUGACAUUGGUGGAAAGAAGAAGGGUAAAGGCGGAUUUGGCUUUGGGUUGAAAAUGCCUAAAUUCGGAUUUGGAGGUGAUGGCAAAGGUGAUAUUGAUGUAGAUGCAGAUGUCGAUGUCCCCAAACCUGAAGCUGAUAUCAAAGUGAAGACUGGCAAGCCUGAUAUUGGAGGAGGAGUAGACCUGCCUUCUGGAGAAGCUGGAUUUGAUGUUGGAGGUGGAAUUGGUGGAGGCCUUAACAUUGAUGGGGAUGGUCCUGAUGUUGAUUUUAAAGGACCAAAAGUUGAAGGUGACAUUUCGGGUCCAGACCUAGAUGUAAGUGGACAUGAUCUUGAUAUUGGUGGAAAGAAGAAGGGCAAAGGUGGAUUUGGAUUUGGAUUAAAAAUGCCCAAAUUGCAUGGACCUAAUUUCGGAUUUUCAGGCAAAGGCAAAGGAGAUCUUGAUAUAGAUGGAGAUGUUGAAAUAAAGAAACCUGAUGCUGAAUUCAGUGGAGAUGUAGACAUUCCAUCUGGAGGAGUUGGCUUAAAUGUCAGUGGUGGAGCAGGAAUCGAUGUUGAUAAUGACCUUCCUAAAGGAGAUGUUUCUUUUGAUGGACCUGAUGCUGACCUAAAAAGUCCCAAAUUCAAAGGCAGGGGCAGUGGAAAGAAGAAAAACAAAAAACACAAAGGUUCAUUUGGAUUUGGCAUAAAAAUGCCCAAAUUCCAUGGGUUUGGAGGUCAUGGUAAAGGGGAUGUUGACCUCAAUGCAGGUGUUGAUAUUGAUGCACCUGAAAUAGAUGCCAAACUAAAAGCAGAGGGACCAGAUAUUGGAGGUGGACUGGAUGGAGGAGCAGGAAUUGGAGGAGGACUUGAAGGCGGGAUAAAUAUUGAUGGCAAAGGCCCAGAUGCUGAUCUUUCAAUAGGAGGCGCUGGUGCUGGUGUUGAUGUCGAGGGGCCAAAAGUUGAAGGUGACAUGUCAAGUCCAGACCUCGAUGUUAGUGGACCUGAUCUUGACAUCAGUGGAAAGAAGAAGGGCAAGGGUGGAUUUGGAUUUGGAUUGAAAAUGCCCAAAAUUCAUGGACCUAAUUUCGGAUUUGGAGGCAAAGGUGAUAUUGAUGCAGAUGUCGAUGUCGCCAAACCCGAAGCUGAUAUCAAAGUGAAGACUGGCAAGCCUGAUAUUGGAGGAGGAGUAGACCUGCCUUCUGGAGAAGCUGGAUUUGAUGUUGGAGGAGGAAUUGGCGGAGGCCUUGACAUUGAUGGGGAAGGACCUGAUGUCGAUAUUAAAGGGCCAAAAGUUGAAGGCGACAUCUCGGGUCCAGACCUCGAUAUAAGUGGACCUGAUCUUGACAUUGGUGGAAAGAAGAAGGGUAAAGGUGGAUUUGGCUUUGGAUUGAAAAUGCCCAAAUUUCAUGGGCCUAAUUUCGGAUUUGGAGGCAAAGGUGAUAUUGAUAUAGAUGCAGAUGUCGAUGUCGCAAAACCAGAAGCUGAUAUCAAAGUGAAGACUGGCAAGCCCAACAUUGGAGGAGGAGUAGAUCUGCCUUCCGGAGAAGCUGGAUUAGAUGUUGGAGGAGGAAUUGGCGGAGGACUUAACAUUGAUGGUGACGGACCUGAUGUUGACAUUAAAGGGCCAAAAGUUGAAGGUGACAUCUCGGGUCCAGACCUCGAUGUAAGUGGACCUGAUCUUGACAUUGAUGGAAAGAAGAAGGGUAAAGGUGGAUUUGGCUUUGGAUUGAAAAUGCCCAAAUUCGGAUUUGGAGGUGAUGGCAAAGGCGAUAUUGAUGUAGAUGCAGAUGUCGAUGUCCCCAAACCUGAAGCUGAUAUCAAAGUAAAGACUGGCAAACCUGACAUUGGAGGAGGAGUAGAUCUGCCUUCUGGAGAAGCUGGAUUAGAUGUUGGAGGUGGCAUUGGAGGAGGAAUUGGCGGAGGAAUUGGCGGAGGACUUAACAUUGACGGAGAAGGUCCUGAUUUUGAUAUUAAAGGGCCAAAAGUUGAAGGUGACAUCUCAGGUCCAGACCUUGAUGUAAGUGGACCUGAUCUUGACAUUGAUGGAAAGAAGAAGGGUAAAGGUGGAUUUGGAUUUGGAUUGAAAAUGCCCAAAAUUCAUGGACCUAAUUUUGGAUUUGGAGGCAAAGGUGAUAUUGAUGUAGAUGCAGAUGUCGAUGUUGCCAAACCUGAAGCUGAUAUCAAAGUGAAGGCUGGCAAGCCAGAUAUUGGAGGAGGAAUUGACCUGCCUUCUGGAGAAGCUGAGUUAGAUGUUGGAGGUGGAAUUGGAGGUGGAAUUGGUGGAGGCCUUAACAUUGAUGGGGAUGGUCCUGAUGUCAAUAUUAAAGGACCAAAAGUUGAAGGUGACAUCUCAGGUCCAGACCUAGAUGUCAGUGGACCUGAUCUUGACAUCGGUGGAAAGAAGAAAGGUAAAGGUGGAUUUGGCUUUGGAUUGAAAAUGCCCAAAUUCGGAUUUGGAGGUGAUGGCAAAGGCGAUAUUGAUGUAGAUGCAGAUGUCGAUGUCCCCAAACCUGAAGCUGAUAUCAAAGUAAAGACUGGCAAACCUGACAUUGGAGGAGGAGUAGAUCUGCCUUCUGGAGAAGCUGGAUUAGAUGUUGGAGGUGGCAUUGGAGGAGGAAUUGGCGGAGGACUUAACAUUGGCGGAGAAGGUCCUGAUUUUGAUAUUAAAGGGCCCGAGGUUGAAGGUGACAUCUCGAGUCCAGACCUCGAUGUUAGUGGACCUGAUCUUGACAUUGGUGGAAAGAAGAAGGGUAAAGGUGGAUUUGGAUUUGGGUUGAAAAUGCCCAAAAUUCAUGGACCUAAUUUUGGAUUUGGAGGCAAAGGUGAUAUUGAUGUAGAUGCAGAUGUGGAUGUCCCCAAACCUGAAGCUGAUAUCAAAGUGAAGACUGGCAAGCCCAACAUUGGAGGAGGAGUAGAUCUGCCUUCCGGAGAAGCUGGAUUAGAUGUUGGAGGAGGAAUUGGCGGAGGACUUAACAUUGAUGGGGAUGGUCCUGAUGUCAAUAUUAAAGGACCAAAAGUUGAAGGUGACAUCUCAGGUCCAGACCUAGAUGUCAGUGGACCUGAUCUUGACAUCGGUGGAAAGAAGAAAGGUAAAGGUGGAUUUGGCUUUGGAUUGAAAAUGCCCAAAUUCGGAUUUGGAGGUGAUGGCAAAGGCGAUAUUGAUGUAGAUGCAGAUGUCGAUGUCCCCAAACCUGAAGCUGAUAUCAAAAUAAAGACUGGCAAGCCUGAUAUUGGAGGAGGAGUAGACCUGCCUUCUGGAGAAGCUGGAUUUGAUGUUGGAGGAGGAAUUGGCGGAGGCCUUGACAUUGAUGGGGAAGGACCUGAUGUCGAUAUUAAAGGGCCAAAAGUUGAAGGCGACAUCUCGGGUCCAGACCUCGAUGUUAGUGGACCUGAUCUUGACAUUGGUGGAAAGAAGAAGGGUAAAGGUGGAUUUGGCUUUGGAUUGAAAAUGCCCAAAUUUCAUGGACCUAAUUUCGGAUUUGGAGGCAAAGGUGAUAUUGAUGUAGAUGCAGAUGUCGAUGUCGCUAAACCAGAAGCUGAUAUCAAAGUGAAGACUGGCAAGCCCAACAUUGGAGGAGGAGUAGAUCUGCCUUCCGGAGAAGCUGGAUUAGAUGUUGGAGGAGGAAUUGGCGGAGGACUUAACAUUGAUGGUAACGGACCUGAUGUUGAUAUUAAAAUGCCAAAAGUUGAAGGUGACAUCUCGGGCCCAGACCUAGAUGUAAGUGGACCUGAUCUUGACAUCGAUGGCAAAAAGAAAGGUAAAGGUGGAUUUGGAUUCGGAAUAAAAAUGCCCAAAAUUCAUGGACCUAAUUUCGGAAUUGGAGGCAAAGGCGAUCUUGAUGUAGAUGCAGAUGUUGAUGUGGUGAAACCUGAAGGUGAUAUCAAAGUAAAGACUGGCAAACCUGAUAUUGGAGGAGGCUUUGACUUGCCUUCUGGAGAAGCUGGACUUGGAGGAACAGUAGCAGUAGGAAAUGUUGAUAAUGAAGGCCCUAAUGCUAACCUUGAUGUAGAUAUUAAAGGACCAAAAGUAAAGAAAGGAAGCAAAGGAAAGGGAAAAUUCAAGCUUGGAAGUUUCAAGUUUGGGUCUAAAGAACCAGAUGCAGACCUUGCAGGAAAAGUUGAUGUUAAGUCUCCAGAUCUUGAUCUGUCAGGUGGAAAAAUUGAAGGCCCUGAUGCUUCCCUUAACGGUGCCAGCCUUGACGUAGAUGCUCCUGAUGCUGGGUUUAGCCUUGGUGGAAAGAAAGGAAAGUACAAAAUAUCUGGAGGAGGAAAGAAAGAUAAAGGCUAUGGGAUAGGUGGCAAGUUCAAGGCCGGAGGAGAUGCUGAUUUACCAAGUGGUGGUGCCUCACUUGAUGCCCCAGAAGGGAAACUAGGUGGUGAUAUCAAUGCUGAUGUUAAAGGAGAUAUUGAUGUAAAUGCACCAGAUGUCAAUAUUGGAGCAGGUGUAAAGGGGAAGAAGAAGAAAAGAAAGAGCAAAAAGUUUGGAUUUGGUGGUUUCAAGCUUGGAUUUGGAGGUGGUGGUGAUCACACAUCUUCAUCAUCAUCUGAUUCAAGUUCAGAUGAAGAUGGUGAUGGACAUGGAGGUUUUGGAUUUGGAUUCAAAGGUCCAAAGCUUGGUGGAGAUGCCGGUAGUGACUUAAAUGUAAGAGGGCCUAAUGUGAAUAUUGGUGUAAAUGGAGAAUUACCAGAUGUUAAAACUGAUAUCAAUGGGGGUGGAGGAAUAGAUGGAGCUUUGGAACUUGAUAAACCCGAUCUCAAUGCAAGUGGUGGCAUUUCCGUGAGUGGCCCGGAUAUUGAUGCAAAGUUGAAAGCAGACAAACCAGACCUAUCAGGUGAUGUAGAUGGUGGAAUCAAAGGUGGCAUUGGUGGGGGUAUUGACGUUGAGGGACCUGAUGCAGGAAUAGGAGUCAAGGGCGGUCUAGGAGGAGAUGGUGGAAUCAAGCUAGGUGGCGAUUUGGAUGGAAAAGGGACACUGGAAGGAGGCAUUGGACUACCAUCUGGAAAAGCAUCAUUAAGUGGUCCAGACAUAGAUGCGAGUGGAAAGGGCAUUGAUAUUACUAAACCAGACUUGGAUGUGACUGCAGGCAUUGGUGGUGGAAUAGAAGGUGGCAUUGGAGGAGAUGGUGGAAUUGGUCUCAAUGUCAAGAAACCUGACCUUGAUGUCUCUGGAGGAAUGGGAAUUGACAUCAAAGGUCCAGAUGUUUCCUUCGGAGGUGGUGGAGAUGCAGACUUGUCAGGAGAUCUGAGUGUGAGUUCCCCAGAGGGCAAAGUCAAUCUUGAUGGUAAAGGGAAGAAAAAGAGCAAAAAAAAGGGUGGUUUCUUUGGUCUGAAUCUGGGCUUUGGAGGAUCUGAUUCUGAUGAUGACAAGAAAGAUAUCAAGCUUGGUGGUGGCAUUGGAGCAGACAUUGAUGCAAAAGGACCUGUAAUAAAAGGUGGAAGUGAUCUAAGUGGUGGAUUAGAUGGCAAGGUUAGUCUUGGUGGAGGUGGCAUUACCAUUGGUUCUGCUGAUGUAGAUGCUGGCCUUGAUGUAGUCAAGCCUGAAGCAGAUAUUAAUAUAAAAGCAUCCAAGCCAGAGGCUAACAUCGGUGCAGACAUUGGUGUUGGUGAUAUAAAAGGUGCGAAUAUUGACCUUGAAGGGCCUAAAGGAGACAUUGGAGGCGACUUUAAUAUUGGUGGCAAGAAGAAAGGUUCGGGCAAAAAGGGAAAAGGGGGAUUUCACUUUGGCAAGGUGAAAUUAGGAGGUGGAACCAAAGGACAUGUGAAUGGAGAUGCUGACCUUGAUGCCCCAGAAAUCUCGGCGGGUAUAGGGGGAGAUGCCAAUAUAAGUGGAGAUGCCAGUUCACCCGAUGUGGAUCUUAAAGGUCCAGACAUAGAUUCACCAUCAGGUGGCUUUGGCAUUGGCUUUGGAAAGAAAGACAAGAAAGGAGGCUCUGGAAAGAAGGACAAAAAGGGAAAAUUCAAGAUCGGUGGUAAAUUAGGAUUUGGAGGCUCAGGAGGUGCAGAUAUAGAUGCAGAAGCACCAAAGGGAGAUAUCAAUCUACCAUCUAGUGGCAUUGGUGAUGCAGACAUAUCUGUGAAACCUCAGGUUGACAUAGACAUCAAAUCUGCUAAACCAGAAAUCAAUGUACCAGAUGCUUCUGUUGAUGUCAAAGGUCCUGAAAUUGAUGCCCCAUCUGGUGGAUUCGGAUUUGGAUUUGGCAAGAAAGGAAAAAAAGGCUCUGGAAAGAAAGAUAAAAGUGGAAAGUUCAAGAUUGGAGGAAAACUUGGAUUUGGAGGGUCAGGAGGAGCUGAUGCAGAUAUCAAAGCACCCGAAGCUGAUGUAAAGCUUCCAUCAGGAGGGAUUGAUGCUAAUGGAGACGUGGAUAUUUCUGUUAAACCUGAAAUAGAUGCCAACAUCAAGUCCAGUAAGCCAGGUGGAGGUAUCGGAUUUGGGGGUGGAAUGAACAUCGGAGGAGGUGAUCUUGAUGUCAAUGUUGACAAGCCUAAACUUGAUAUUGGAGGUGGAAUUGGUGCUGGGACAAAUGGAGAAGUAGAUGUCAAUGUAGCUGGAGGUGGACUAGAUAUUGAUAAGCCAGAUCUGAAAAUGGGAAUUGGAAGUGGAAUCAACAUUGAUGCUGAAGCCAACGAACCAGAUAUUAGUCUCGGAGGAGGUGGAGGUGGCUUUGGCAUUGGAGGAGAUGUUGCUAUUGAUAAGCCAGAUAUUGAUAUUGGGGGAAGUGGUAAACUAGGUGGAGAUGUCAGUGCUGGAGAUGGGUUAGAUGCAAAAAUUGAUAUUGACAGGCCAGACAUUGGAGCAAAGAAAGAUAAGAAAGGAAGAUUCGGAUUUGGUUUUGGCUUUGGCAAAUCUAAGAAGGAUGGUUCCAGCAGUUCUAGCAGUUCCUCAAGCAGCAGUUCUGAUUCCAGUGACUCGGAAGAAAAAGAAUCCAAAAAGAAGAAAAAGAAGAAGGGUAAAAAAGGAUUUGGAUUUGGCUUUGGCUUUGGAGGAGGAGGAAAGGGAGAUGCUAAAGUAGACAUUCCAAAACCCAAGAUUGAUGUGGAAGGUGGAGGAGCCAAAUCAGACACUAAACUUGGAGGAGGAAUUGGAAUAGGAGGAUCCCUUGGUGGGGGAGGAGUAGACAUAGAUGCUAAUGUUGGAAAACCAGAGAUCAGCCUUGGAGGAGGACUUGGAGGUCUGGGUGGAGGAGUAGAUGCUGGUGUUGGAAAACCAGACAUCAACCUAAGAGGAGGAGGUGCACUGGGAGGAGGAAUUUCUGUUGAUAAACCAGAUGUUAGCAUUGGAGGAGGCGGUGACCUGGGUGGAGAUGCUGAUAUUAGCCUUGGAGGAGGCCUAAGUGGAGGACUAGAUAUAGAUGCUAAUGCUGAAAAACCAGAAAUUGGCUCAUCAGGAGGAGGAUUCGGCAUUGGCGGAGGAGGAAUAAAUGUUGAGGCUAAUGUUGAUAAACCAGACUUCAGCAUGGGCGGAGGAGGACUGAGUGGAAGCCUUGGAGGAGGUCUUGGUGGAUCAGGAGGAGUAGACGUAGAUGCCAAUGUUGACAAACCAGAUUUCAGUAUGGGAGGAGGAGCAGACCUAGAUGCUAGUGUUGGAAAACCAGACAUUAGCCUUGGAGGAGUCCUAAGUGGAGGACUAGAUAUAGAUGCUAAUGCUGAAAAACCAGAAAUUGGCUCAUCAGGAGGAGGAUUCGGCAUUGGCGGAGGAGGAAUAAAUGUUGAGGCUAAUGUUGAUAAACCAGACUUCAGCAUGGGCGGAGGAGGACUGAGUGGAAGCCUUGGAGGAGGUCUUGGUGGAUCAGGAGGAGUAGACGUAGAUGCUAAUGUUGGAAAACCAGACAUCAACCUUGGAGGAGGAUUUGGAGGUCUGGGUGGAGGAGUAGAUGCUGGUGUUGGAAAACCAGACAUCAACCUAAGAGGAGGAGGUGAACUGGGAGGAGGAAUUUCUGUUGAUAAACCAGAUGUUAGCAUUGGAGGAGGCGGUGACCUGGGUGGAGAUGCUGAUGCUGAUAAAAAAGGAAAAUUUGGUUUUGGAUUUGGCUUUGGCAAAUCUAAGGAUGGUUCCAGCAGUUCUAGCAGUUCAGAUUCCAGCGACUCAGAAGGAAAGAAAAAAUCUAAAAAGGAGAAGAAAAAGAAGGGUAAAGGAUUUGGUUUUGGUUUUGGCUUUGGAGGAGGAGAUGCUAAAGUAGACAUUCCAAAACCUGAUGCUGAUGUAGGAGGUAAAAUUGGAAUCGGAGGAGAUAUGGGUGGAGAUGGAAGUCUAGAUAUUAGUUCUAAUGUUGACAAACCAGAUUUCAGUAUGGGAGGAGGAGCAGACCUAGAUGCUAGUGUUGGAAAACCAGACAUUAGCCUUGGAGGAGGCCUAAGUGGAGGACUAGAUAUAGAUGCUAAUGCUGAAAAACCAGAAAUUGGCUCAUCAGGAGGAGGAUUUGGCAUUGGCGGAGGAGGAAUAAAUGUUGAGGCUAAUGUUGAUAAACCAGACUUCAGCAUGGGCGGAGGAGGACUGAGUGGAAGCCUUGGAGGAGGUCUUGGUGGAUCAGGAGGAGUAGACGUAGAUGCCAAUGUUGACAAACCAGAUUUCAGUAUGGGAGGAGGAGCAGACCUAGAUGCUAGUGUUGGAAAACCAGACCUUAGCCUUGGAGGAGGCCUAAGUGGAGGACUAGAUAUAGAUGCUAAUGCUGAAAAACCAGAAAUUGGCUCAUCAGGAGGAGGAUUCGGCAUUGGCGGAGGAGGAAUAAAUGUUGAGGCUAAUGUUGAUAAACCAGACUUCAGCAUGGGCGGAGGAGGACUGAGUGGAAGCCUUGGAGGAGGUCUUGGUGGAUCAGGAGGAGUAGACGUAGAUGCUAAUGUUGGAAAACCAGACAUCAACCUUGGAGGAGGAUUUGGAGGUCUGGGUGGAGGAGUAGAUGCUGGUGUUGGAAAACCAGACAUCAACCUAAGAGGAGGAGGUGAACUGGGAGGAGGAAUUUCUGUUAAUAAACCAGAUGUUAGCAUUGGAGGAGGCGGUGACCUGGGUGGAGAUGCUGAUGCUGAUGCUGAUAAAAAAGGAAAAUUUGGUUUUGGAUUUGGCUUUGGCAAAUCUAAGGAUGGUUCCAGCAGUUCUAGCAGUUCAGAUUCCAGCGACUCAGAAGGAAAGAAAAAAUCUAAAAAGGAGAAGAAAAAGAAGGGUAAAGGAUUUGGUUUUGGUUUUGGCUUUGGAGGAGGAGAUGCUGAAGUAGACAUUCCAAAACCUGAUGCUGAUGUAGGAGGUAAAAUUGGAAUCGGAGGAGAUAUGGGUGGAGAUGGAAGUCUAGAUAUUAGUUCUAAUGUUGACAAACCAGAUUUCAGUAUGGGAGGAGGAGCAGACCUAGAUGCUAGUGUUGGAAAACCAGACAUUAGCCUUGGAGGAGGCCUAAGUGGAGGACUAGAUAUAGAUGCUAAUGCUGAAAAACCAGAAAUUGGCUCAUCAGGAGGAGGAUUCGGCAUUGGCGGAGGAGGAAUAAAUGUUGAGGCUAAUGUUGAUAAACCAGACUUCAGCAUGGGCGGAGGAGGACUGAGUGGAAGCCUUGGAGGAGGUCUUGGUGGAUCAGGAGGAGUAGACGUAGAUGCCAAUGUUGACAAACCAGAUUUCAGUAUGGGAGGAGGAGCAGACCUAGAUGCUAGUGUUGGAAAACCAGACCUUAGCCUUGGAGGAGGCCUAAGUGGAGGACUAGAUAUAGAUGCUAAUGCUGAAAAACCAGAAAUUGGCUCAUCAGGAGGAGGAUUCGGCAUUGGCGGAGGAGGAAUAAAUGUUGAGGCUAAUGUUGAUAAACCAGACUUCAGCAUGGGCGGAGGAGGACUGAGUGGAAGCCUUGGAGGAGGUCUUGGUGGAUCAGGAGGAGUAGACGUAGAUGCUAAUGUUGGAAAACCAGACAUCAACCUUGGAGGAGAAUUUGGAGGUCUGGGUGGAGGAGUAGAUGCUGGUGUUGGAAAACCAGACAUCAACCUAAGAGGAGGAGGUGAACUGGGAGGAGGAAUUUCUGUUGAUAAACCAGAUGUUAGCAUUGGAGGAGGCGGUGACCUGGGUGGAGAUGCUGAUGCUGAUGCUGAUAAAAAAGGAAAAUUUGGUUUUGGAUUUGGCUUUGGCAAAUCUAAGGAUGGUUCCAGCAGUUCUAGCAGUUCAGAUUCCAGCGACUCAGAAGGAAAGAAAAAAUCUAAAAAGGAGAAGAAAAAGAAGGGUAAAGGAUUUGGUUUUGGUUUUGGCUUUGGAGGAGGAGAUGCUGAAGUAGAUAUUCCAAAACCUGAUGCUGAUGUAGGAGGUAAAAUUGGAAUCGGAGGAGAUAUGGGUGGAGAUGGAAGUCUAGAUAUUAGUUCUAAUGUUGACAAACCAGAUUUCAGUAUGGGAGGAGGAGCAGACCUAGAUGCUAGUGUUGGAAAACCAGACGUUAGCCUUGGAGGAGGCCUAAGUGGAGGACUAGAUAUAGAUGCUAAUGCUGAAAAACCAGAAAUUGGCUCAUCAGGAGGAGGAUUCGGCAUUGGCGGAGGAGGAAUAAAUGUUGAGGCUAAUGUUGAUAAACCAGACUUCAGCAUGGGCGGAGGAGGACUGAGUGGUAGCCUUGGAGGAGGUCUUGGUGGAUCAGGAGGAGUAGACGUAGAUGCCAAUGUUGACAAGCCAGACAUCAGUAUUGAUGGCCAAGGGGGCAUUGGGGGAGAAUCUAAUAUGCACAUGGGAGGAUUUGGAGGUGGAAUCGGAGGUAUUGGCAGUGGCAGCCUCGGCAUCGGUGGUGUUGAUGCAGAAGGAAAGGGUGAUGUGAAGUUAGGCCUAGGUGGAGACGUUAGUACUGAGGGUGAUUUAUCUUCCAACAUUCCUUCUGCAUCCAUUGGUGGUGAUGGCACUGUGGGCGCAGAUAUCUCGGCAGGUGGUGAUGCAGGUGCUGGUAUCAAUGUAGAUAUGCCUGGGGGUGGCGUUAGCAUUGGAGGUAGCCUUGGUGUAGGUGGGGGAAAGAAAGAAAAGAAAAAGAAGAAGAAAGCCAAGAAAGAGAAAAAAUCUGGAUUCAGUUUACUUGGAGCCAUUGGGAUAGGUAAUGAAUCUUCAUCAUCUUCAAGUUCUUCCUCCGAUUCAGAAGGUUUUUUCUCAAAAGUCAAGGAAGCAAUUGGACUUGAUUCAGAUUCAGAUAAAGAUGAUAAAGAAGAAAACCCAAACUCAAAUAAUAACAAUAGCAAUAUCCUAAAUGUUAACAACAACAAUUCAGAUGAUGUUGAAGUACAAGAGAAUCACAAUAAUAAUGCAAAUGAUGAUGAGGUACCAGGAGCUGCAGGAACGAGUUCGCCUCAUUGGAAGUCUGGAGGAAAACAUAAAGAUUCUAGUGACAAAGCAAAGAGAAGAGGUCUUGGCAAAUUAUUUGGAGGCAAGAGGAAGCCGCGUGAUGUCAUGCUGGAAAUUCCGGCUGAAGCUGCAGAAGGGAGACCCAGCGACGAACAGCGCAAGCCUCUAUCGGAACUUCAAAGCAGGACAGAUGCCGCACCAUCCCAACAAGUCACAGUACCCUCACAGUACUCUAGGGCAGAAUUUCUUCCAAGGUCACCAGAAGCAGCAGCAGAAACAGUAGAAGUACCAAAGAGCAGAAACAAGAAGAGGAGAGCCCCUUUACCUCCAGCAGAAAGACCAGCUUCAUUAUCUCAUGAUUCCAUCUCAGAAUGUUCUUGGCCAUCAACUACAUCACUUGAGCCUGUGCCAGUAACAGCAUCGAAAUCGACAACGUCUCCAGCCUCAGUGCCACAGGACAAGAUUCCUAGGAUAGAGAUGCCAGCAACAGAAAAAGUCACGGGCCACCCCAUGACCCAAGCUAUGCCAGGAGGAAUCCAACCUGUACCAGUCCAACCGGUCACAACUGCAUCAUCAGGGACACCCGAGCAGAGGCUAAGUGAAUGAGGAAAACCGGCAUCAACCACUCACUUGCUGGAUGUCCUAAACCAACAAGACUGUACAGCAACAUAGUCAGUUAUACCAUGUACAGCUGUUCAAUAUUUAAAAAAUAUGUAAGUUUAUUUGUCUAUAUAAUUUUGUUUACAAAUGUUGAAACAUUCAGUUGCUAUUUCAGUUGUACUAGAACAUAUUAUUUUUUAAAUGAUUAAUAACGUUAUUUUCUUGAAAAGUCUAACAAAUGGGUAAUUGAAUUUAACCUUUUCUUAUAAGUGCAUAAAGGUCUUUUGAAAAUUGGAAAACAAUGGUAGUUUGGGGCAUUAUUUUAACAAAAAAGGACCAAUAAUAAAUGUCAAAAUUGUACAAGUAACACUUAUGGAUUUUAGAUUGCGAAGCUUCAAAUUAUCAGAUACUAUUUAAAGUGAUAUUCACUCUGGUUUUUUUUUAUCAAACAAAAUUACAAUCAUCCAAUUUCUCUUAUGAUGGAUCCAUAAGGUUGGUACAAAAUUCAUUGAAUUGUGAACAAUUUGUAUGCUCCCUUUGUAAUGCCAAUAAAGUUAUGUGAGUUUUUAUUGAAAGAUGUCAUUCAUUCAAAAUAAAUCAUAUAUUGAAAGCUUAUAUUUUCAAUUACCCACUUUUAUACAAGGAAUGCUAGAUAAUGGAGUAAAUACUUGAUUUGAUGCCUUCACGCCCCUUUCCCAGUGAAAGGAUUGCUUUUCCUGUAAACGUUGGCCGAAAGCCUUGUGUAACAAUCCCUUAAAUAAAGAGAACUAUCGCUUCACCUUGGACCUCCGACACAUUUUUUAGUUAUGUGACCAGAUGUGUUGUGGUCAUCGGUGGAGGGGGAAGGGCAAAGAGAAUUCCAUCUCACAUUACAGAUUUACUUUCAUCACCUUUAUUGAAAAGUCUUUCAAAAUCCAUUCAUCCCCCUAAUUUUUCUUCUGGACAAUUUUUCUUCUUCAAUAUUUGUAAACAAUUCCACAUGAGAGUGAACACUGGGUAAGGGGUGUGGAUUUUAUCCCUUUCUAAUAAAAGCUGUUUAAGAACCUUGCUUUUGGACUGCAUUGAGUCAUCUUUUAUUACUAUCAAAUUUAUUCAUUUUUCAUUUCAUUUUCAUGUUGGAGACUUAUUUGUCUGAUUUCAUCGCAAAAUUAUUAGUUUUGAUGUAUGAUAUCACAUUUUUGUACACAUGUAAAUGUUGAACCAGUUUUCUGAUCCAAAUGAAUGUUUGAUAAAAAAGAGUGCCUUAUACAAGUUACCUGCACAUUUGUUUAUCUAUGUUUAAGACACAGGGUUAGAAUUAUUAUUUUACUUUUAUGCAGAAUUAAAGAACCUUACGGAGAAUUGAAAUUCCUAUUUCAUAAAUCAAUUCCAGAGAAAAGUUAAAUAUAAAGAUGCAUCCAUUUUUGUGAUGGUGCUCUUUAUUUUUCAUAUCCGCAUAGUUUAUAUUUAUUUAUUUUCAUUACAUAUGACAAAGAGGCAUGACAAGAAUUGAAGAAGAAAGAAAAACGGAAGUGGUGUAUUUUCACCAAAUGUGAAUUCUAAAAAAAAAUGAAUCACUACCUGAAUUAAAAUGUGUAGUUGAUCAUGACAGAUAAAAAAGUGAUAAUGCAUGAUGCUGUUUCUGUGUUGAUUAUUUUGGUAACUUUACCCGACAUAGAGUUAUCAAAAUAUCUGCACAGGUAUGCAGCCGUUAAAGCACUCUGCAUGGAUAUAGAUGAGAAAAAACAAAACAAAAAACUGUCAUGUUAGAGAUAUUAUAUUUUGAAAAAGCCUCUCAAAUGUAGAAUUUGAUUAACAAUUAGUAUUUGCAUUAUUUACAGAAUGAAAUUUAAUCUAGUAAUUGAUUCAAUUUAGCACAUUUGCAUAACUUAUAAAUAUAUAUGUAUUAUGAUGGAGUGAAGAGGAAAAAAUUGUAUAGCUGUCACUGACAUUUGUAAUGUUUUUGUUGAAAUUGUGAAGUCUGCUUCAUGAUUGUUGAUAGUGUUUAGCUUCUAGGAACGGAUCAUUGAGCUUAAUCCCGGCCUAGCAUUUUGGUCCAUUCCUAUAGCAAGAUAUUGUGAAGUACAGAAGGCAAUUAAAAAGAGUCUAUUGAAUGACCUGAACAAAAAUGAAUGUUAACAAAUGGAUUUACAAAAAUGGCUAUAUUUUUAUUGUAAAUAAUUCUUGUACUGACAUGUAUGGCUAUAAUAUAACACUCCCAGUAUAAUCUUGAAUUUGAAAAAUUUAUCCCAAUUUUGUAUCUUUCAUAAUAUGUGUAAUUUUGACUGUUCUAUGAGAAGAAAAAAAUUACCUUGAACGCAUGUUUGACUUUUAAAAACGACUUCACAAUAUUGCUUGUUUGUAUUGCAUGACAUAAAUAAUAGGCAUAACCAGUUUAGUUAUUAAGCAAUAAUAUUCAUUAAGAGCAAGUAUUCAAUGUAAAGAGACUCUUAAUUACACUGGGUAUGAUCUAAUUGUGCCUUACACAUGCGCCCUUUUCUCCAUUAUUCAAUUCACUUUCUUUGUCUUUGAGGAGACAUUUUGCAGUUUAGUUUGAAACAAAAAAAAAAGGGAGAAAAUGUCAUUGUGGUUAAAUUAAUUUUGUAUGUUGAAACCCGAUUAUGUUUACUUGUGAAUAUUGUUUAGAUGAAUUGGAAGAUGCUAUGCUCGUAUGUUAUCUUGGUUUUUUUUCCAUCAAUAAAACUGAGUUACCUGAAGAAGUCAAAUAAAAA
This is a messenger RNA of Lytechinus pictus (painted urchin), 20286 nucleotides long. RefSeq names its product neuroblast differentiation-associated protein AHNAK-like. Lineage: Eukaryota; Metazoa; Echinodermata; Echinoidea; Temnopleuroida; Toxopneustidae. The record is from RefSeq and is a predicted model, not a curated record. The transcript is spliced from 5 exons. Gene Ontology annotation, biological process: regulation of RNA splicing. The coding region runs from base 515 to 17581 and encodes 5688 amino acids. Gene Ontology annotation, cellular component: nucleus; cytoplasm.